Rangifer tarandus platyrhynchus (Svalbard reindeer) is the source of this 1407-nucleotide messenger RNA. Lineage: Eukaryota; Metazoa; Chordata; Mammalia; Artiodactyla; Cervidae. The record is from the annotation of a GenBank genome assembly.
AUGCCCGAGGACGGCAGUGGCGACAGCGGGGACGUGCCCGAGCUCAUCCCGGACUGCGAGCCGCUGCGGGAGGAGCAGCGGCCCCUGAAGCAGUCCCUGGGAAGCUCCUUGUGCCGCGAGUCGCACUGGAAGUGCCUGCUUCUCACCCUGCUCAUCCACGCCUGCGGCGCCGUGGUGGCCUGGUGUCGCCUGGCCACGGUGCCCCGGCUGGUCCUGGGGCCGGAGGCCGCCCUGGCCCGCGGAGGCGGGGGGCCGCCGCCCACCUACCCGGCCAGCCCCUGCUCCGACGGCUACCUGUACAUCCCCCUGGCCUUCGUCUCGCUCCUCUACCUCCUCUACCUGGCCGAGUGCUGGCACUGUCACGUGCGGUCCUGCCAGGCGCCGCGCACCGACGCCAACACCGUGCUCGCCCUGAUCCGCCGGCUGCAGCAGGCGCCGCCCUGCGUCUGGUGGAAGGCCACCAGCUACCACUACGUGCGGCGCACCCGCCAGAUCACCCGCUACCGCAACGGCGACGCCUACACCACCACGCAGGUCUACCACGAGCGGGCCGACAGCCGCACGGCGCGGGGCGAGUUCGACUACUCGGCGCACGGCGUCCGCGACGUCUCCAAGGAGCUCGUGGGCCUGGCCGACCACGCGGCCACACGGCUGCGCUUCACCAAGUGCUUCAGCUUCGGCAGCGCCGAGGCCGAGGCCUCGUACCUCACCCAGCGGGCCCGCUUCUUCAGCGCCAACGAGGGCCUGGACGACUACCUGGAGGCCCGCGAGGGCAUGCACCUGAAGGACGUGGACUUCCGCGAGUCCCUCAUGGUGUUCGCCGACCCGCGCAGCCCGCCCUGGUACGCGCGAGCCUGGGUCUUCUGGCUGGUGUCGGCGGCCACGCUGUCCUGGCCGCUGCGCGUGGUGGCGGCCUACGGCACGGCCCACGUCCACUACCAGGUGGAGAAGCUCUUCGGCGCCAGCUCGCCGCCGCCCGGCGCCGUGCCCAGCGGGCCCCCGCUCUCCCGAGUGGCCACGGUGGACUUCACCGAGCUGGAGUGGCACAUCUGCUCCAACCGGCAGCUGGUGCCCAGCUACUCGGAGGCCGUGGUCAUGGGCGCCGGCUCUGGCGCCUACCUCCGGGGCUGCCAGCGCUGCCGCCGCUCGGUCAGCAGCAACUCGCUGCCCCCCGCCAGGCCCAGCGGGCCCCGUCUGCCUUUCAGCCGCAGCCGCCUCUCGCUGGGAGCCGGGGGUCGGGCCACCCCGGGGGUCUUCCGAAGCCUGAGCGGGGGGCCGCUGGGGCGCCGCGGAGAGGACACAGAACCCCUGGAAAGCCCUCCGUGCUAUGAGGACGCCCUUUACUUCCCGGUGCUCAUCGUCCACGGUGACAGCGGCUGCCAGGGGGACGGUCAGGGUGCUCUCUGA